Molecule: messenger RNA, 5652 nt
Organism: Daldinia vernicosa
Lineage: Eukaryota; Fungi; Ascomycota; Sordariomycetes; Xylariales; Hypoxylaceae
Product: CNH domain-containing protein
Exons: 3
Coding region: 220-5511 (1763 amino acids)
Molecular function (GO): guanyl-nucleotide exchange factor activity
Source: RefSeq, a predicted model, not a curated record
GUCUAGUGUUUGUUAAAUUCCCCAAAGACGAACUUUGUCGUGAGCUUCCUCUGAAACUAGGACCUAUAGGGAUGCGAUUCGUCAAAUUUCAGACACAAUAGAAUUCUAGCUUGCCAACGCUCAUUCAUGCGACAACAUUCUAUCAAUCCAUUUGUUAAUACCCAAUAUCUCCACCCUGCGGUCGGCCCUUGCGCAACAACCUAGUUGCCGCAACUCAAUAUGUCAUUUCGAGACAACGACCAGCGCCGGUAUGGCCAUAUCCCUCCGGUACAGUACCCCGUCGCAAAUCAGUCUUCGCAAGACCCGUUAAACUAUCCGAACCGACGGUCAAGCUUCAACAGCGGCGACGAUUCUGGCGGGUUUACUUCUCCUGUAUCUCGUCCAAGCUAUCAGCCAACCUUGAAUACGAAUGUCGCAGGGCUCGCAGGCCGCGAUGAGCUGUUCCUAGCUAGCCCAUCCGAUCCCAGCAGGCCCAACUAUGGCAAUUCAAAUGUCGCCAUGGCAGGAUACCAGCAUCAGUACCAGCCUCAAUCACCGCCUACACCAUCGACGUACAACCCGCAAGCCUUCGCUCGAUCUCAUUCUACCUCGCUACCGUACCUACCGCACCCCUCACACAGGUGGGCUCCACCAAAUGCGACGCCCGCUCCAUAUAGUCCUACAAACGCGACGCCUAAUAACUUCACACCUGCUCCGUAUAAUCCCGCCGCAUAUUCUGGAGCGCCAGUACCUCAGCGACAAGCGACUCAUGCUGGAUAUGCUACUAAUAAUAAUAGCAACAAUGGUCAAUCUUAUGGCUCGCCGCCGUUAAAUCAGUCGCCCUACUUCCAAUCCCAACCUCUAUAUGCUGCUCCCACCCACUCAAGACACACCUCCACUCCACCGACCACUUACACUGCAAGCUACGGUCGAGCACCUUAUAACUCGGCAUACCCGCCUACUACCAACAUAAUAGCUUCGACUCUCACGACUAGUUACGAUUCUUCGCAAGGGCGUUACACUACGAGCUACCCAAACGAUGGUGCAAGCCCACAAGCUACGUUUUACUCGUCCGACUCGUCCACGUCUUCCCAGGCGCCGUACCCGACUCAUUCAGAGAUACCUGUGGGGCCAAACUAUUCCGCUAACGAUCCACAUUCGUUUUUGAAUCGUACAUCCAGGUCGAAUUCAGCAGCAUCGCCACUACCUUCGCCCCCUGUCCACUCACAAUUAUUAACUGGCUUGGCGCGCCAUCCGACUAACGCGCCAUUGCCUAGCCGGCCAGUCGACGAUGUCGCCGAAGAGCAGUAUCCAUCUAAUGGCGCCCAUGCUCCUGAUAUAGCACAGGAAUACGUCACACAAAAUAGCAUUAUGCAGGAUAUCGAAGCUGAGCUCGGGAGGAGAAAUGGUUCAAUCCAUGGUCGUCCCACGGCUUUUGAUCAGCGUAACGGCGCCUUGGCCGAUGGCGAUCUACAGAAUCUCCGUCGGUUAACGUCCAACGCGAGCUAUCAUUCAACUGCUACCACGAUAACGAGCCAAGAAGAACCGUCUGGGGUAAACCGAUACUCCUCCAAUGCGUCGACGUUGAAUAGGAAUCACUCAACCAACCCAUAUUCCUACGAAGAUUAUGAUGGAGAUGAAAGCGAUCCCGAGGGCGCGGCCGGGGCUUGGGCAUUGCAACAGGCGGAAGAGGAUGAUCGUCGGUUUAGUUCGGUAGGCGGGACGUUAUCCUAUUUCAAUCCGCCGGAAACAGCCACGCAACCUACUCUCCCCACCCAUAAGGAAGAGCCAAGCAGCGAUAGUGACUAUGCUGGAAUGGAUUUGGGGCUCAUGGGUGGAGGUUACGCAGGAAACCUAACGUAUGACAACAAUCUCGGAUCGCCGCCCGCUUCCGAAACGACACCGGGAGAUUUGCAGGCUUUGCCGACCCCCCGCAGUAACCAUACAUCCCAAAGGAGCCAUGGGAGUAAUAAGUAUCCAGCUUUUGAGCAGGCUGAGGUGGACUAUGAGGGUACUGGUGGGUUACAGAAACCCGCUGCUCAUCGUUUGAGCUUCGAUGAGGGAGAAGAGCGCGUUUCCCUCCAUUCAAGACAAAGCGGUAGUGAGUCUCCUAUAAAAGAAGACUAUCCGGACAUGUUUUACCAUCCUGGUCUAUCGAAUCGUCCUCUCCCGGCUAUACCUGCCAGCUCGGACAGCAGUUCAAUGUUAUCUAUUCAGUCGCCUACUAAAGCUGGAUAUCAACACGGAUACUCCCUCAGUGUAGACUCGCCUCCAUAUUCUGGACCGGAUGCUCUAUAUGGACAAAAUGCGCAGCAACUUCAAGUCGAGAGGUCUAUCUCGUUAUCUAGCCAUAGUACCUCGCCUCACGUCCAGCCACCGGGUCGGUCGAAGACUGAUGCCACCGAGGAGCGUAACGCACGGUUGAGGCACGUGAGACAGCAACAGCAAUUGGCGGCUCAACAAGGUUUGCCGUAUGAGGGUUAUGAAACAGGGACAGCUUCAUCGAUAAAUUACGACGUAAUUACUCUACCUAGCGGUCGGCGUCGAAAUUUCCAACCAGAAAAAUUCACAAUUGUUGACGUCCGUUCUUGCACGGAGCCAUGGGCUUUGAGUGGCAUCGCCAAAUGGGUUCGUGAGAUGGCUGAGGGCGAACCCGACCUAAAAAGGAAGACUCUUGAAGACGGUCUUGUUAGACUAUUUUGCCUGAAGGUCCCGACGAUGAACGUCGCAGACGCCGAGACUCUGAGCACCCAAGUUACGGACUCGAUGUUGGACGCUGGUAUCCUUGUCCCGGAAGAAGAAUGGCUCAAGUUCGGACCUGGUUCUAUAUCCGGUGUGUUAUGGCAGUUGACCGGUUCAGGUUGUUACGCACCAAAACUUCACGAAUAUGAUGAUGAUGUAACAGGGCAUGAAGUACCACCACGGUGCUACUCAUAUCAUUGUACCAGGACGCUUAAGAAAGCCAACCUAGAUGAUCUUAUGUCAAAUGGCGUUAAGACAGUUGAUUGGGUGACAUUUUAUAACAUGACGAAGGAGGGCACAGAAAACAGGUCGAAGAAGGAGAUCUCACGACAAAAUGUUCUCCACGAAAUCGUUACUUCAGAGGAAGUAUACAUGGACCGCCUUGAUGUUCUCCGUGUUCUAUACCGAGACCGGCUCCUCCAAUUUCAGCCCAGGAUUAUUGCUGAAAGUAAGAUCGAGAAAUUCGUCAGCGACGUUUUUGGCAAGGCCGAUGCGGUCCAGCAGGUCAAUAUGGAUCAUCUAUUAGCACAAUUGAAGUACCGACAAAAAGAGCAAGGUCCUUGGAUUGUAGGCUUUAGCGACAUCUUCAGAGAAUGGGUUCGAAAAGCCAGAACUGCGUAUGUUGAUUACGCCUCCGCCUUUCCUUAUGCACGGUAUCGAGUGAAGAAAGAGGCGGAGAAAAACUUCCUAUUCAAGCAAUUUCUCGAAGAAAACCGGGCGCACCCUCGGUCACAGCGUCUUGAUUGGACCAGCUACUUAAAAGAUCCUAUUACACGUCUGCAAAGAUACUCCCUCCUCCUAGAGACGGUAUUAAAGUAUAUGGUACAAGAGAGCGAGGAAAAGUCGAAUCUUAAGAGGGCUAUUGAGGAAGUCAAGUCUAUGACCCUUGAAUGCGACGCGAAAGUAGAUGAGAUGCAGAAGAAGGUGACGAUGAUCGAGUUAGACCAGAUGCUGGUUCUUCGACCGGGUUUCCACGCCGACCUCCAUUUAGAUCAUCUGGAACUUAUCCUUCAGGGCGAUCUUCAGAGGAUGGGUUCGAAGGGUAUGCGAUGGGUCGACACGCAUGCUUUACUGUUCGAUCAUUACUUGAUCCUCGCCAAAUUAGUCAUAUCAAAAGACGGUAGGCAAGACAGGAAAUACGAUGUGUCGAAAGAACCCAUCCCUAUGCCUUUAUUAUUUCUCGAAAGCAGCCAAGAUGACCCGGUCUCUAAGCAAAAAGGAAUCACUGCUCCGUUAACCCGAGCAGCAAAUUCAGCCUCUGAUACCAAGCUUAAUAAAGUAGCGUCAAACGGCACCGAGCGGCCCGGCCUGGACCAUAUAGUCACGACUUCGUCCAUCGGCACCGGAACCGUUACCAGGCUAGCGCCCGGUGGCUCAGGGGACACUGAAGGAAAGAUACUUUAUCCUUUCCGUGUUAAACAUCUAGGGCACGAGGUAUAUACUCUAUUCGCGCAGUCGGCUCAGACGCGGCAGGAUUGGUGUGACAGGAUUAUUGAGGCCAAGACUCGCCAUGCUAAGGCACUACAUGCUCAAAAUGCCGAGCCAUUCAGGUUACGCGUAAUGGCCGAUAGUGCUUUUGCCUACGAUCCAAUCGCAGCCAUCGGCAAGUAUGUUGGUGGUGUGCAUAUACGUGGAACUCCCCUUGAUAGAGCCAUUCGGGAGGUUGAAAAGACGUACGGAUCCGGUCGCGGCCCUCCUCCGAUCUCUCGAGCAGGAGUUAAUUGUGCGACUGGUUUCUCUGCCUUCGGUAAGAAUAUGGUUGCGGUUGGCACAGACGCGGGCGUGUGUGUGUCGGAAGCUAGUGAUCAACGGCAUUGGAAUAAGACGGUUACAGCCAACCGAGUUACACAAAUCGCUGUCCUUGAAGAGUUUUCCGUUGUUCUCGUGUUGUCCGACAGGAAUCUUAUUUCUUAUCCUCUCGACGUGAUAUCACCUCCAUCCAAUUUUCCCGUUCCAGCGAAUGAUAGCCACCGUCGGUCCCCCCAAAGGCUUGCCAAAGAUGUAUCGUUCUUUGCUACGGCCCGCAUGAAAGACCGGAUGCUGGUGUUCUACAAGAAGAAGGAAAGUCUACAUACCACCUUCAAGGUGCUCGAGCCGGUGUUCCAAAAGGCGACGGAAAAGAAAACGCGUUUCUUCGGUGGAAGCCGAAAAGCUGGUGUGGGCGUGACGGAGAGUUUCCGAGAUUAUGACGAGUUCUUUUUCCCUACGGAAUGCUACUCGCUCAACAUUUUCCACACGUACAUUGCCGUCUCAACCGCUAGGGGUUUCGAGCUUUUAACCCUUGAUAAGAAGAUACCUACGUCGAUUCCUGACGUCAAGCAACCCGCUAUUGCCGACAUUGCUUAUCGUAUUAAGGAUCAACGACCUCUGGGCAUGUUCCGCCUGAACGACCAGGAAUUUCUCCUGGCAUACGAGGACUGCGCUGUAUACGUAGACAAGUACGGCGAUGUCAGCCGUAGCGUCAUCAUGGAAUAUUCAGGAAAGCAAAAGAAAGCAAGGGGUGCCACAAUGUAUGGGCAGUACUUGUUACUAUUUAAUGAGGAUUAUGUCGAGGUGCGCAAUGCCGAGAAUGGUCGGCUGCGCCAGAUCAUUGCCGGAAGGGACGUGAGGGUUCUAGACUAUGGCGUUCGGGGUCCAACGGGGGGCUCGUCUAGUGCAAAUGGGUCAGGCCCAUUUCCUAGCGACGAUAACGUGCCCGAAUCAAACGGGACGGUCAAAAUCUGCAUGGCGCAUCCAGAGGUUUCGGGUCAGCAGAUCGUUCUAGAGAUGUUACUCAACAGCGGGCAUUGAGAGAUGACACGAUUCGCACGCUUUAGUUAUGGCCAACACCGCAUGGACAAACAGUUCAAGGCUCGGCUGGUAUAGGGGGUUGCAUAUUUGUUUCUAUGGCACGGCUACCCGCAUGCGAAUGGUUUUUUCCCUUUUUUUCAA